CUUACGGUACUUGUGAUUUCGUUUCGCCAUAUUAGCCGAGCUAUUACUGAAAUUGAUAAAUAUUGCUGGUAGUUUGGGAGAUAAUCGCUGAUUUCAGCUCUGAAUUUGGCGAAGGAUGAAACCGAGAAGAAUGUCUGAUGAUGUAGACGGUGAGAAUUCGGUUAUGAAGACUUGUUGUUGCUGUAUGGACGUUCGCCUGGGCACAAUUGUGCUCGGAUUUUGCCAUCUGGUAAGCAAUCGUGAGAUUGCGACGCUUUCCUUCUCAGUAUUUAGUUCUGAUGUUUGUAAUGAAAGCUGUAAGCUUAUGCCGGCUUUUCAAACACUAGUAUUGGUUGCUUCAUGUGAUCUGUUUUAUUCUAAGUUCAGCUUCCGCACUGUAAGUCGUCGGAUUCGAUAGCUUCGGAUCAUUCUUCCGGAUGAAGAUACAUUUAGCAAUUUACUACUUCUUACAAACAUUUAUUUCGGCAAUGAAUUAUUUUUGUUUAUUUCAUUUAUUAUUAGAUUCUUGAAGGUUAAUUAGAAGCCGGUCGACGAAAGAAACCAAAAGUUGCGAACGCUCUAACACACCAUAUGCGUAUUGAUCUUAUCCCCUUUCGAUUUCAACUGCGUUGUUCCUAUUAUUAAUCAUGGGUAUUACAUAUUUAUGGCUGAAAGGGAAAAUGUUUUUUAAGCAUGCCGAAAGUCGAGCUGCUGAUAUUUUGUAAGAAAAGUGAUACUCUUUUUUUCAAUAUUCCCUUGGGAAAUGAACCCUCCAUUCUGAAACGCCCAGUAUUUUUUGUUUGUCCAAUACUGUUACUUACGUAUAAUAUAAUUCUCUACAAAUAACAUGUUAGAAUACGAUUAAAUUAUGAAUUUGUGGAAACCAUCUACAGAGCGAGCAAUAAUCAAAUCCAAUCUAUUCACUGGGUGAUUCUAGAUCCUUGUGACAUUUUUGUUCCUUCAUUUUAAGAUGCUGCAGGGUUCUGUGAAUGACUAGAAAUUAGUAUCCACAGAAAGGUUUACCAUCCUAGCUUCCCCAACUUCCUUUCACAUGAAUUGUCAUCUUUGAUCUUGACUCACUUUCCCUGGAAAUCUCAAUCUCUGAUGUUUGGGAAGGCCCUCAUCCCAAACCAUAGGAAAAUACCCAUCUUUGACUUUGUGACACCUUGUACAUUAGAAGAAGAAUUUCCUCCUUAUCUGAGAAAGGCAGCUACAUUAGCUGACAAGGGCAUGUUGAUUUUGUUCUAUUUAUUAGUUGAUUCACAUUGCUGGUUUGGUGGUGUUGACUCAAAUGUUGCUGCAUCCAGAACUGUACCAAGAGAGGUACUUUGAAACUUAUGGCACCACACCACGAUCAGGUUUGUAUGAAAAGAUAGCUUUGAUAUGCUGUUGUGGUCUGGAAACAUUCUGGAAUUUCAGUAUUUUUCCUUUUUUUUUCUUUAUUUGUUUUUCUAAUCUGUUGUGCUGCUUUCUCAAAAGAAAGGUUUUUGUGAAUAAAAUGAACAGCCUUAAAAAUUUAAAGUUCAGAGAGAGUUCUGCUUAAUAUUUCAAAUAUAAUUAAUUUUAAAAAAAAGAAGCUAACAGUAAAACAUAAAAGCUUUGCCUCCUCACCUGAUACAGUAACAAAGUGUACAUGGUGUGGUUAAAUUAAAAUAAUUUGUUUCAUGUUUUCAGCUGAUAACUCAGUUGCACUGGCCAUAGCAUUUUUCUCCUUUCUGAUCACAAUUUUGCUGAUUUAUGGUGCCAUUACUGUAAGUAUUAUAUCUUUGAGAUUGUUUGGAAUGGAAUCAAACCUUGAUUACUAGGAACUCAAGUGUCUGACAUUGUCAGGUAUUCAGUGUAUCUCAGAGAUAAGCAGAAGAUUAAAUUUACUUGCCGUUUUGUAUGUUUCAGCGUGAGCCAACUUAUCUGCUGCCAUUUUUUUGUAUGCAAGUGUUUGAUUUCUGUGUGAAUCUGUUGGGUGCUGUUGGUGCAAUCAGUUAUAUACCAGAGCUGAAACUCAUGCUAAAGAACAAUGUGAGUCUCAAGUUUGGGUUGGUAGUUAAAUUUAAUUGCUAAAUUAUAUUUUCAUUUUCAUCUUGUCAUCCUGAUGUUGUGUGAAUGAAUUGUUUUAUGUGGUUCUUCUUGUGCUUAAAAAUAAUUGACAAUGGCUUUUUUGCAGAGAGACCCUUUUUAAUAAAGGUGUAUGUUCAGAAAGAUUGGACGUAAGCAUUGGCACAAUGGGGCAAGGGUUUUGAUUGUUUUUUGCCUUUUGUUGCAAAACCACCUGAGAUAAAAAUGUACUGUAUAACCCAGCUAACUCAAACUCUUAAGGGAAAUAAAUAAUGGGUUUGAGUCAUCUGCGUUUGAGCCAGUAGUGUUCCAGUUUAUGUUGGAAGUGUAUGUCUUUUCAGUAUUUUUGUUGACCUCAUCUUAAUCAUUUUUAAUUUUAAUGAAGUAUACUUUUUUUGACUCCUUGUGUUGGUUUAAAGCCCAACUUUCCUGUUGGUGAUGCUGUGGACAAAAUGGACAUGAAGACUCUGAUGUUGACAGUUGUGGUGGUGUCUGUAACAAUUCUAACUAUUAAGGUAAGCUAAUCUGGCCUGUUGCUCUUGCUACAUUCAAUAAAACAUUUACUUAGGAGUAACUCGCAUGCUAUUAGAGAGAUACAUCCUGGGUAUAAUAAAAAUUUUGUUUCAUACAGUUUGAAUCACUGUCUUAAAAGAGAACUGAGCAUUGGUUAAAUAGAUGUUUUUCUUUUUUCAGGCUUACUUGAUUGCCUGUGUUUGGUCAUGUUACAAAAUUUUGCUCAGUUUCCAUGUGAAGAAGGCCAGAAACUCAUUCAUGUUUCAAAUCAAUCAGUCAGAUGAAACUGAGGUGAGUGUUGUCCAUUUAGUUAGAUUUUUUUUUUUUAGAAAGUUUGAUUUGGUCUGUCUAUUUAGAGCAGAGUAUUUGCUGACUUCAACCUGACUGAUGUCAAACUGAAAGGUGGCUUUCUUUUCUUACAUUUAAUGUAGGGUUUUAUGCAGGCCUAUUAAACCAAUGUUAACCUGUUUUACCUGAUUAGAAACUUAAUAUGUUGCUCACCACAUAUUGUAUGAAUAUAUCCAUGGUAUUGUAUCCUUAUGAAGUUGUACACUUGCAUUAUGAAAAUAUGGCAAGUACCUUACCACAACAUAUAUAAGGGUGUUGUAUGUCAUGGUAAUGGGACCAUUUUCCUACCACUGCAUUGAACCUGGUUUGAUUUCUUUUGGUUGUGGUAAUAGAACCUAGCAUGAGCCUAAACAUGAAACACCAGAACAUGUUGGAACACUGUGAAAUUAAAAAAAAUUAAUAUUAAAUUUGAUAAAAAAAAAGUUAAACUGAAUAUGUAAAAUAUAUAAAAUGAAUUUGUGUGUAGCUUGUGCUCUUAGUGCGUCAAGUCCACCAUCUUAGUUUUUGCUGACCAGUAAACUCACUGUUUUGCAACAUGGAGAAUGGUGGUUUCCAUUCAUGUCAUCUGCAAUCCAUUGUUAUCACUUCAAAUGUAAUAUGCUCAACCUCUCAUAAUUUGCCCACUGAAAAACCAAGUAAAAUUUUGGAAUCACAUGACAUUUCUAAACAAAUAUCUCAUACUCAAGGAAUCUUUCAGUAACAUAUUGGUGAAAAUGUCUGACUGUUGAGCAUUUAGUCCAUUUGAGACUGUGUCUGGCAGUCUGAUCAGAAAGGCAGAAUUCUGAGUGUCAACAAUCAUGCAAUAUUAUAGUAUGAACAAGUUUGGUGAGUUUGUCCUCUAAAACAGCAAACUACUGUAAUUUCUGGCCAUUUGCCCACAUGGCUGAUUACCCGCACUGGCCAAUUAUUGCAUAUGCGAAAAAAAAAGUUAACAGAUUACCCGUACUGGUGGAUAACCUGCAUUUUAUGUUAUUCAACUUUAUUAUUUCAAUAUUAAGGUGAUACAUUUCAGUCUUUUAAAAGUUGUCUGAUCUAACUUUCGAAAACUUGUAAGUGUCCCUUGUCAAGUUCAAAGGUCAAAGAAAUUCAGACAUGUGCACAAUUCUGUGUCAAUGUUAGUAUGUAUUUUAUUGAUAAAAUUAUACAGUAAAAACACUAGUGGCCCAUGUCCAAAUCUCAACAUUUCAUACUUGACAAAAAGCGAAUUUGCAGGCACAUUUUGUGCGAGCGAUCGUUCAGCACCAUGUUGAUUUGUUGAAAGCAAGCUGGGUGAGUGUUAAAACUUGAAUUAUAAAGUACUGUCGGCGAUUUCUGAAAAAAAUCAUUAUCUCUGGUUCUAUUGGCCUAACAAGUCCCUUAAAACAGGAAAAUUCUCUUUAGCUCAAGCUAGUGUUAAAUGGAAAUUUGUUACUGAUGUGCCAGAUAUCUUUGGAUUAUUUUUGUCACCAUCAAGGUUUUGUUUUCACACAUGCUGAUAGCAAUUUGUUUAUCAUGCAACUAAUUAUGCAUGACAUAAACUUGAGUUGGCAUCAUGUUUUCGUGCCGCUUUGUGGCACUCUUAAUACAAUAAAAUUCAUUUGAGAGGUGAUAAUUUUUUCCAAUUCAACUACGAGUAGAUUUUUAAAUUGUUACGUAACCCGCACCUCCCUAUCACACGCAGUGGCGUGCGUUUAGUGAAAAAUCAACAGAUUACCCAUGGGUAAAUGGUCAGAAAUUACGGUAAUUUUUGGAAUUACUUGACAUUUUUAAACAAUCAUUUGAUAUUUUUAAAAGUUUGAAAGAACCUUUUGUGGAAAUUCUGUGAAAUUUUCUGGCAUUUAGUCAAUUGAGACUGUGCCAGCUGUCGGGCAUUUAGUCACAGCUAAAACAAGAGACAAAAAGAUCUUCAAAGACUGAAGUUACAGGACGUUCCUGUGUUCCUGCAUGUUCUGGUGUCCUGGGUUUUUUAGCACAUGCUAAAGAACCCAUGCAUAUCUCACAAUGGGUUUGGAAGGUAGCUCUUGGUGUUGUGGUCUGGCUGUUUUGAUGGUAACACUGGCCCCUAUUUAAACCAGCUUGAAAGUUGAAUAUUCUAAAAUUUGCAAAUAAAUAAAAUAAAUUGUGGUUAGUAUUUGUUAGGUCUACACUUAUGUUGUUAGUGAUGCCUGGUGAUUGUUGCUCUCAGGUUCAACUUGAAUAACAGGGCCUGUUCAUCUACCAUGAUCAUAUAAUAUGGGAGAUUGUUAACAUCAGUAGCACCCUUAUGUUAAAAUGUUUUGUUGUGAACCACCACUAUGAGUUAUGUAUGUAACAAGAAGCCACUCAAACCUUAUUGCUUUCUUUGCAGACUCAUAGUCUUCUGCCAAAUUAUGAGGAUGCAGUUAAAGACACUCCCAAAGAGUCUCCACCUCCUUAUACUUCUAAUUAAUCUGCAUACUGUGGACUAACAACAGCUCUGAUGCUUUUGUUUUGUUAGUAGUUGUUCAUUUUGCUCUGUGAAAAUUCUUGUAGACAUUUGUUUCUAGCUGUGUAUAACUAUUUAAUUUAUAAUAGGUUAAUUCAGCCAACACUCCAUAUUAGCUUUCUUGGUGAUAUUAGAUAUUAUUAGAUUUCUUUGAUAUUCUCAGAGGGACAAACACCAUCAGGUCAGUUAUUAAACAGGAAUUAUAAAAAGAAAUUAUGAUAAACAUUAGUAUAAGUUUUAAAUAAAUAAAUAUGGCAAGUAGGUGGAUGAAUUAGAAUUCUUUGUUUUCCAAGGAGCCAGGAGGGAUUAGGUUCUAUUCUACCAUCAGAAGUUGAAAAUUUUGAAGCAGGUUUUUAGAAAACCCUGAUGAUCUGCUUGCCCUACAACUCAUAAGAAACACUAUGACCACAGUAAGUAAGUGAUAGAUUGCCAGCUCCCCAUCUUGAUUUGUUAGAAGUGAUCAGGAAUGUCAUUUACUUGUCAGAUUUCAAUGAUGAGAUGAAAACUAAGGACUCCUCUAUAUGAUUAUCUUUUAUCAGUCAAAGCAGGAUAAUUUAGAAUUAAAAAAUAAUGGGUUUCUUUUAUCAGGAUCAGGCUACUUUGAUACUGAUGUGGUUACUGUAUUCAAACAAAAGUGAGGGUUUAAUUCAAGUAACUACGCAAAGAAUUAAGUCAAUCCUGAAAUAUUUUGGUGGAGAAGUCUUUGUUUCCUGUUUACAUUCACUCACUUUCUGCUUUUGUUGAGGAUUUUCGAGCCCUAAUUAACUGAAAAUUUUGUCUUAAAGAGAUAAUAAGGCAAAAUUUUGUUGCGGUAUCCUACCAAGCUUUGAUACUGGUGUGCUAAUUUCUCAUCUCGCAAUUUGCAUGCUAAAUUUGUUCUGUUCCAAAAUUUUCUUGUACAUUUAGACUAGCCUAAAAGUUAAUUAUUCAUAUCGGUGGCUGACUCUGUAAUGGUCACUUUAUUAGGUACUAGUAAUAUAAUAAAUGGAAAUUGUAACAGAAUACUUGCCAUUAAGAAGGAGUGCAGGAAUGUAGCAGGAUUUAUUUAGAUGAGUUUGGUUAACUAACCAAAAUAAGUGGUGUUGUUGACUCGGUUGUUACGAGGGACUCAUUAAAGUUGAUCAAGACUUACCCCACCAGUUUAGUGAGUUUUAUUCUUUGUUGAGGCACUAUCCAUAAAUUUUUUUUUCCUGCUAUGUGUUAAAACAGCAUGAUUAAGGUAAGAGAUUAAUAAAGAACAAGGCACUUUGCGCAUGGG
Messenger RNA from Pocillopora meandrina, 6593 nucleotides. The record is from the annotation of a GenBank genome assembly. NCBI's taxonomy places the organism in Eukaryota, Metazoa, Cnidaria, Anthozoa, Scleractinia, Pocilloporidae.